AUGCAGUCCCUGCAAUCAUUUGCUUUCAUUUUAAUAUUUGUAAUUCUUGCAUUUGAUGUUUGUGAAUCUAAUGAUUGUAGCAAUCCCUUGAAGACCAUUAUUGUUAGUCAAUCAGGCAAAGCAGAUUUCGAAACAAUUCAAAGUGCGAUUGAUUCUGUCCCUGCAGGAAACUCUCAAUGGAUUCAUAUCCAAAUAUCCUCUGGUGUUUACAAAGAGAAAAAUGCUACUUUCGAUAUAAAAGCAAGCAAUACAGUUGCAAAGGGAAUAACUUUUACGAAUACAUUGAACAGGCCAGUAUUAUUAGACGUGAUUAACGUUGUACAAGCCAAAGCUGCGAAAAUCCAUGCAGAUAAAUGUGCUUUCUAUAGCUGUUCUUUUCUUGAGGUGCAAGAUACGAUAAAUGAUGACGAUGGUCGCCAUUACUACAAUAAUUAUUACAUCCAAGGUUCAAGCGAUUUCAUAUAUGGGAAUGGUCAAUCACUCUUUGAGGCAAGUACAAUAUAUUUUUCAAAAGGAAAAUCUAGUCUGCAGCAGGAUGGGGUUAUUACAGCACAAUAUAGAGAUUCACCAAAUGAUCCAAGUGGGUUUGUGUUUAAAAAUUGUAACAUAAGUGGAACAGGAUAUAAGACUCAACUUGGAAGGCCUAUGGGAGCUUAUGCAAGAGUCAUCAUAGCAAAUUCUUACCUAUCAGAUGUUGUUAGACCUGAGGGUUGGAGUCAGUUAACAUAUGUCGGGCACGAAGAAAACUUUACUUUUGUCGAGGAGGGAUGCACAAGAUCAGGUGCAGACAAAUCAAAACGCGUGAAAUGGAUGAAGAGUAUGACUCGACCUGAACUUGAUAAAUUAUUGAAUAUCUCUUUUAUUGAUCAAGAAGGAUGGAUUUCCAAAUUGCCAACGAGCAUAUUCCAUUAA
Messenger RNA from Vicia faba (fava bean), 912 nucleotides. Lineage: Eukaryota; Viridiplantae; Streptophyta; Magnoliopsida; Fabales; Fabaceae. The record is from the annotation of a GenBank genome assembly.